AAAACCAUUGAAAUGUCUAGAGCUAGCUGUGUUGCUAAAAUCUAAGCACCGGUAAACCCUCCAAUCAAAUGACGCCUAAACCUUUCAACUUUCCCGCCAAACGCACGACCGCCCUUCUACUCCUAGGCGCCGCCGCCGCCGCCGCCGCCGCACACUCCGAUGUCCCCAUUCCUCUCUUCACAUUCUCUGCCAACACAAUCGGAGCCGAAAUCCACGGCCUCGUCCGUACCGCUCGCGCCGUCUCCACCGUCGCUUCCACUGUUGUGGACUACGAAAUAUCGCUGCGCGGCCUUCAAAAGGACUCCGAUCAUUAUCGUCAAGUGAUUUCCCAGGUUCAUCUACGCUCUGCCAAGAGGUUUCUCAAGUUAUGCGAAGCCAACAAAGGGUUUUAUGUGAAGGCUGGACAGUUCGUUGCUGCGCAGAAAGUGCUUCCGAGAGAGUACACUUCAACUUUGUCUUCAUUACAGGACCAGGUUGCUCCUCUUCCAUUUAAAGUUAUUAAGGAAGUUUUAAAGGAUAAUCUCGGACCUGAUUUCUCUGAGAUGUUUUUGUCAAUUGAUGAACAACCUAUAGCUGCUGCGUCUAUUGCUCAAGUUCACCAUGGAGUGCUGAAAAGUGGUCAUGAAGUAGCAAUCAAGGUGCAAUAUCCUUGGAUAGAGCAGCAGAUGAAUUUUGAUAGAAGAACAAUGCAUUUCCUAUCAAAAACUAUUGCAUUGUUGUACCCUCAAUACAGGUUUGAAUGGCUACCGUUGGCAUUUGCCCAAUCCGUCUCUUCAGAACUUGAUUUUGUUCAGGAGGCAAGGAAUUCUGAGAGAGCAGCCAGAAAUUUCAGAAACAACCAAAUGGUCAGAAUUCCUCAUGUGUUCUGGGAGUUGACAACAAGGCUAGUCCUAACCAUGCAGUUUUAUAAAGGACGCAAGAUUGAUGACUUGGACUUUCUGAAUCAGAUUGGGGUUGAUCCAGAAAAGGUGGGAAAAUCACUGAUUGAGCUGUUUGCUGAAAUGAUAUUUUUACAUGGUUACAUACAUGGUGAUCCACACCCUGGUAAUAUACUAGUUUCUCCUGAAGGUUGUAAUGGCUUCUCUUUGGUUCUUCUAGAUCAUGCAGUCUACUGGGAAUUAGACGAAGAAUUUCGAAAAGAUUUCUGUCAGUUAUGGGAAGCUUUGAUUCUCAAGGAUUCAAAGAAAAUAAUGUGGCUUGGUGAGCGAUUUGGUGCUGGGAAGUAUUCUAAAUACUUACCCAUCAUUUUCACCGGAACAACAAUCGAAAGCAAACAUGCUGUUGGAAUAUCAGUCAAGGAAAAAGAGACCAUGAAACAUGAAUUGAAAUCUCUGUUGUUUGAGGACUUAUCUUCAUUCAUGGAGUCUCUGCCCACAGAUUUUGUUGCUAUAAUGCAUGUAGAUGCGCUGUUAAGGUCCAUCGUUAGAAACAUGGAUGUCCCACGGAUCAUGAGGUUGCUAACUUACACCAAAUACGCAGUGUAUGCUCGUAUCUGUCCAAAGUUGGAUGGUGAGGGUGAAUCUUGUAAAAUGCUCAUAACAAAUUUCUAUUUUGCUGUGAAAGCUGGUUUUUUCGGAUUCAUAUCAACGUUAAAAUAUCUUCACAUCCUAAUACAUGUCCUUAAAGGGGUCAUUGGCACUACCCCUUGGCGGCAGAAAUUGAAGAAUGUACAGAAUUACUUGUAUAGUAAGAUCAGUUGCGACUCCUGGGACCUUCUGGUGCAUGCCCUUUUUCUUAUUUUAUGUGUGCGUCCGAAUGCAUUAUUUUGAACAUUGAAUUCAUGUCUAGAGCUAAGGCUCGUUGGACGGUUUAGCAUCCAUCCUCCUACAUGAGUUGAGGAGA
Abrus precatorius (Indian licorice) is the source of this 1842-nucleotide messenger RNA. RefSeq lists its product as uncharacterized. Lineage: Eukaryota; Viridiplantae; Streptophyta; Magnoliopsida; Fabales; Fabaceae. The transcript is spliced from 16 exons. The record is from RefSeq and is a predicted model, not a curated record. Bases 69 to 1769 code for a protein of 566 amino acids.